Mandrillus leucophaeus (drill) is the source of this 4073-nucleotide messenger RNA. RefSeq names its product transducin (beta)-like 1 X-linked receptor 1 (gene TBL1XR1). The record is from RefSeq and is a predicted model, not a curated record. Gene Ontology annotation, cellular component: histone deacetylase complex. Gene Ontology annotation, molecular function: protein binding; transcription corepressor activity. The coding region runs from base 337 to 1881 and encodes 514 amino acids. The transcript has 17 exons. Lineage: Eukaryota; Metazoa; Chordata; Mammalia; Primates; Cercopithecidae. Gene Ontology annotation, biological process: regulation of transcription by RNA polymerase II.
UUAGUGCUUUCUAUCGUCUUAAGGAGGUAUUUGGUGGAGAUUCUUUGAAGUUGGGUUCAGGAGUGUAGAAUUGGCAAAGUUAUUGUCAGCUUCCUGCAUCAACAACAGCAACUUGUGAUUGGCGGUGACCGGAUAUUCAGUUGCACAUCCCCACAUCAAUGCACUGCCAAUGAAGAGGAAACUGAGGCCUUGGACUAGAACAAAGGUCUCCUGACUCAGUCCAGGACUCUUUCUGUUACAUCUUGCUGCCUGAUAUUUGUCUUUAUGGAACUCAGCAACAUCACAUACAGGGGUUAUAUCCUGUGUUGUGACCUCAUGGUUUAAGUGGGAAUAAAGAUGAGUAUAAGCAGUGAUGAGGUCAACUUCUUGGUAUAUAGAUACUUGCAAGAGUCAGGAUUUUCUCAUUCAGCAUUUACCUUUGGUAUAGAAAGCCAUAUCAGUCAGUCCAAUAUAAAUGGUGCCCUCGUCCCACCUGCUGCAUUGAUUUCUAUCAUCCAGAAAGGUCUACAGUAUGUAGAAGCAGAAGUUAGUAUUAAUGAGGAUGGUACCUUGUUUGAUGGUCGACCAAUAGAGUCUCUGUCCCUGAUAGAUGCCGUAAUGCCUGAUGUAGUACAAACAAGACAACAAGCUUAUAGAGAUAAGCUUGCACAGCAACAGGCAGCAGCUGCUGCAGCUGCCGCAGCUGCAGCCAGCCAACAAGGAUCUGCAAAAAAUGGAGAAAACACAGCAAAUGGGGAAGAGAAUGGAGCACAUACUAUAGCAAAUAAUCAUACUGAUAUGAUGGAAGUGGAUGGGGAUGUUGAAAUCCCUCCUAAUAAAGCAGUUGUGUUGCGGGGCCAUGAAUCUGAAGUUUUCAUCUGUGCCUGGAACCCUGUUAGUGAUCUCCUAGCAUCAGGGUCUGGAGACUCAACAGCAAGAAUAUGGAAUCUUAGUGAGAACAGCACCAGUGGCUCUACACAGUUAGUACUUAGACAUUGUAUACGAGAAGGAGGGCAAGAUGUUCCAAGCAACAAGGAUGUCACAUCUCUAGAUUGGAAUAGUGAAGGUACACUUCUAGCAACUGGUUCCUAUGAUGGGUUUGCCAGAAUAUGGACUAAAGAUGGUAACCUUGCUAGCACCUUAGGGCAGCAUAAAGGCCCUAUAUUUGCAUUAAAAUGGAAUAAGAAAGGAAAUUUCAUCCUAAGUGCUGGAGUAGACAAGACUACAAUUAUUUGGGAUGCACAUACUGGUGAAGCCAAGCAACAGUUUCCUUUUCAUUCAGCACCAGCAUUGGAUGUUGAUUGGCAGAGCAACAACACCUUUGCUUCUUGUAGUACAGAUAUGUGCAUUCAUGUCUGUAAGUUAGGACAAGACAGACCUAUUAAAACAUUCCAAGGACAUACGAAUGAAGUAAAUGCUAUCAAAUGGGACCCAACUGGCAAUCUCCUGGCCUCCUGUUCUGAUGACAUGACUUUAAAGAUAUGGAGUAUGAAACAAGACAAUUGUGUCCAUGAUUUGCAAGCACAUAAUAAAGAAAUUUAUACUAUCAAAUGGAGUCCAACAGGACCAGGAACUAAUAAUCCAAAUGCCAACCUUAUGUUAGCAAGUGCAUCCUUUGAUUCUACUGUUAGGUUGUGGGAUGUAGACCGAGGGAUCUGCAUCCAUACCUUGACAAAACACCAAGAGCCUGUGUACAGUGUAGCUUUCAGUCCUGAUGGCAGGUAUCUGGCAAGUGGUUCUUUUGACAAAUGUGUACACAUCUGGAACACACAGACAGGUGCUCUAGUUCACAGCUAUAGGGGAACAGGUGGAAUUUUUGAAGUUUGCUGGAAUGCAGCAGGAGACAAAGUUGGAGCCAGUGCAUCAGAUGGUUCAGUUUGUGUAUUAGACCUUCGGAAAUAGCGCUACUAGUUGGAAGCCAUGGACCGACUAUGAAUGUGUACAUAGCCAAAAUGACUGUCCCUGACCCAUGUACUGCUAUAGUCCCACUUGAACCAUGGCCAGUCCACUACAGCCAAAUCUAAAAGAAAUAUAUACAUAAGUGUAUAUACACAAAAUUGCACCCUGAAGAUGACAGAGUUUUGUCACAGCUUGUGAAUUCUGUUCACCAAGUGCUGGAAUCUAAUCUGCUGUGCCCCUAAAAUAGCAUUUAGAAGUUUUGGAUAUGAAAAACAGAAGAGAGAAAAAUAUACAUUAUAAAAGCAGAACAUACAUGUACCAGUUUUUGGAUACUAAAUGACAGCCUUGUUUCUCCCCUUUGAAUCAGCAGACACCAUGGAUUAUAUUCUUUUUUCCCUUCAGUAGUGAGCAGUUUGUAUGUACAGAGAAAAUGGACUUACAGAAACUUGCAGCAGUAGUUUGUUCUUGCUUUAAAAUUUUGUUUUUGGUUUAGAUUAUGGAUGCAUGAAGUAAGGGAGUGAAUCAGUUUCUUGUUUAUAUUUUUUUCACCUUUUAAACAACAAAAAAUUCUUUAAAAUAUUUUAAUGCAUUCUUUUGAAGAGGUAGAUGUUUGGUACAUUUUAUGGCUCCCAGAGCAUAUAUUCAGUUGGUGCAUGUUGUGGAAGGGGGAAUUGGAAAUUAAAUGAAAACCUAUGACUUUGGUCAUGUCAAUCUGUAAGACACAUCAGUAAAAGGGUAUUAUGCUCUGUUGGUUUUGUUUUUUUGUUUUGCUUUUUUUUUUUUUUUUUUUCUGUUUUGUUUUUUGGUGAUGUGGCUUAAAUGCAAUAGUUUCUUUUUUGGGACAUAUUUCUGCCAAUUAAAGACUAGAAGGGCACAAUUUUUUUUUUAAAUUACCAUAGAGAAGAUACAUUAAAAAAAAAAAUCUUCUGAUGUUUUGUAGCCAUAACUAAAUUAUGGUAAAAGUGUGCACUAUUGUGAAAAGGAGCAAAGUAGUUUUGGGUUUUUUGUUGUUUGUUUGUUUUGCUUUGUUUUUUAAGAGAUUAAAAUGUUUCUGGAUAAGGAUUAGCUUCUCAAAGUGUCCAUCAUUCUGUGUAGAAGCUUAAAUAUGUAAAUGUAACCAACCUCCAGUAUUAAAAAUCUCUCAUGUUGUUUUCUUUAUACAAAGCAAGAUAACGGCAUAUAACACUGCCAUUACAUGGCAAAAUGUUUGCUACCUUAGUUUAAAAAACAAUCUCAAACAAAAGACUUGCUUCAAGGUGUUUUUAAAUAGCAGUGAUUCAGAAUUUUUUUUAUGAAAAUAUAAUUGCACUAACCUUCUUCCUGCUGCUCUGAUUCUGCAUUUGUGGUACUUGUGACUACGUUUUUUCAAAUAUAGAUCGAUUUAAGCUGCUAAUUUUUUUUUUCAGUAAUCACUACUAUAUCAUGUCUUUUACUCUGUUUAUAAUAUCAAGUAUUUUCUUAAAGAUAUAGAUAUUAAAUUAAACCUUGUGCUCAUGCAAGUUAGAGUAACAUAUACAAAUGAUUGCAUGAGGCCAUGUUUAUAUGUGUGACUAAUAAGGCUUGUCAUGAUUAACAUAAUCCAGGUAUGUCAUUUCUGAAGAGAAUAGUCAUCAAAUUUAUAUCUCAAAGAUUUUAAUUAAGGAAUUGCUUAUUGUUGAGCUUAGCAAAUUAAUAACACUAUUUCUGUCACUAAUUAUUUUGAGGCCUUUUAGUACUAAAAUUUUAACCUGUGUUCUAAGUUUAGGUAGAAACUGAUUUAACCCAAGUAAUGCAGCUUUGAUUUUCAGCAUUUGUUGCUUUGCUAUUUUUACAAAACAGCAUUGAUUGAAGCAAGUCUUCGUUUUACUAAGGUAGGGUAGCAUUUGCUAUUGGUAAAGAGAAUAAAUACACUUAAUUUCACAAUACAUUGUUAUAUGUACCCCAGUUGUUGUUAGUGGGGACUAUGAUACUGUAAUAAUAUUUUUAAAAAUUUACAUCCAGAGAGGCAGUCAUUCACGAUGGUUUUGUGCCAGCUCUUUUUAGGGUUUUGGAUCACAUUAGAGAUAUUUAGAACAUAUUACCAUGUGACUUACGUAGGAAACCUAAUAUGCUGAAUAUCUGGCACUUGAAUUCCUGCUUUUAUUGCUGGAGGUCCACAUCUGUGGUUGACCUCUGUUACUGUUUAAAAAAAAUAAAAAUAAAAAAAAUCUGUGCAA